AUGGCCGACGUCCCGUUGGUUGUCAUCUCCGAGUACGCGCAAUCGGAGCGCCGCAUUACACCAUCAUGGUCCAUCUCGCAGCUCAAGACCAAGCUCGAGACGGUGACGGGCAUCCCGCCUUCGUGCCAGCGUCUGUCCCUCAAGCCUACGGCCGGCGCAGAGGCCAUCGCCGUCGAGGCGCCUAACGAGGACGACACCCACCUGUCCAACUUUCCCUUGGCCCCAUAUGCCGAACUUCAUGUGAUUGACACACGUCCUGCGGCCGCCCGGAUCAACUUGAACGACACCACGGGCGUCGACAAGUAUGUCAUGCCCGAGGAGGAGUACGAGAAGAAGACGGACUCUGUCCUGGCGUGGAAGAAGAACCAGAAGCUGGGCCGAUUCGACCCCAGCGCCCCCAGUCACGAGCAGGCCAAGCUGGACGCGCUCGACCGCGAGAUUGCCACACGCGGCAUCGCGGUGGGCCGACGCUGCCGCGUGGGCGGUGAAGACACCCGGCGCGGCGUCAUCCAGUACGUGGGCGAGGUCAAGGAGAUCCCCGGCGGUCUCGGUGCCUGGGUCGCUGUCAAGCUGGAUGAGCCCGUGGGCAAGAACGACGGGAGCAUCGGGGGAACUCGCUACUGGGGUGAGCCUUCGGAACUGAAGCAUGGUGUCUUUGUGAGACCGGAGCGGGUAGAGGUUGGUGAUUUCCCGGCUCUGGAUGAUUUGGAGGACAUGGAGGAGAUCUAG
Messenger RNA from Fusarium keratoplasticum, 729 nucleotides. Its product is annotated as CAP-Gly domain-containing protein. The coding region runs from base 1 to 729 and encodes 242 amino acids. Lineage: Eukaryota; Fungi; Ascomycota; Sordariomycetes; Hypocreales; Nectriaceae. Gene Ontology annotation, cellular component: nucleus; microtubule plus-end; cytoplasm. The record is from RefSeq and is a predicted model, not a curated record. Gene Ontology annotation, molecular function: microtubule plus-end binding; alpha-tubulin binding. Gene Ontology annotation, biological process: tubulin complex assembly; post-chaperonin tubulin folding pathway; cytoplasmic microtubule organization. The transcript is spliced from 2 exons.